Messenger RNA from Melanotaenia boesemani (Boeseman's rainbowfish), 1067 nucleotides. It is a transcript of the gene copz1, whose product is annotated as COPI coat complex subunit zeta 1. The coding region runs from base 107 to 643 and encodes 178 amino acids. Gene Ontology annotation, biological process: intracellular protein transport; retrograde vesicle-mediated transport, Golgi to endoplasmic reticulum; intra-Golgi vesicle-mediated transport. NCBI's taxonomy places the organism in Eukaryota, Metazoa, Chordata, Actinopteri, Atheriniformes, Melanotaeniidae. Gene Ontology annotation, cellular component: COPI vesicle coat. The record is from RefSeq and is a predicted model, not a curated record. The transcript has 9 exons.
GGACAACGUAGGGGACUACGUCAGCCAAUAGGGAAAAGCCUCAUUAACUGUACGUAUUACGUAUGCUUCUGUUAGCCGGAUAGCUGGUUUGCUAACAAGAGAGAAGAUGAUGGAUUCUCCCAUACUGGAACCAUCCUUGUACACUGUAAAAGCCGUUCUGAUUCUGGAUAACGAUGGGGACAGGCUUUAUGCCAAGUAUUAUGAUGACACAUACCCAACAGUGAAGGAGCAGAAGGCGUUUGAGAAGAACAUAUUCAACAAGACACACAGGACGGACAGUGAGAUAGCAUUACUGGAGGGCCUCACUGUUGUGUACAAGAGCAAUAUAGACCUCUUCUUUUAUGUGAUUGGAAGUUCACAUGAAAAUGAGCUUAUGCUCAUGGCUGUUCUUAAUUGCCUUUUUGAUUCCCUCAGUCAGAUGUUGAGAAAAAAUGUUGAGAGGAGGGCCUUACUGGAGAACAUGGAGGGACUCUUCUUGGCUGUGGAUGAAAUUGUAGAUGGAGGGGUGAUCUUAGAGAGUGACCCACAGCAAGUUGUGCAUCGUGUGGCUCUCAGAGGUGAUGAUGUGCCUUUGACAGAGCAGACAGUUACCCAGGUUCUUCAGUCGGCCAAAGAACAGAUCAAGUGGUCACUUCUUCGAUAGUCACGCUACACCAGUCAACAAGUGAGCAGCUGUUAAGUACAGACAAAAUGGCACUGGUCCUUGUACUCCUUCUCCAACUUCAUCUUCUUUAAUCAAAGCUGGGAGGAGAAAAAUGGCUGAUCCAGUCACACUUUGGGACUUUUGCUUGACAGUUUCACUUUUCAUUUUAUACUCAGUCUUUCAUUGUAUGAUCAAAAUAAGGAUAAAAUACAUUCCAGUAACGAAUCUCCUGUUUUGGUUUGUUGAUUUAUUUGGAGACUAAACAAACGGUCUUUUUAUUAAAGCAGAGUAUCUGAAACACCAGUUUACACAUUAAAAUCCGUGACAACAUUCCAUGUAUGUCCUAUAACGAGAAUUACAAUCUUUACAGCAAUACCCUUUCAACUCCUCUGGAUCACUAAAAAAUAAAGUCAUUUUAAAUGUA